GAAAGCUGUAAGUGAGAGAAAGAGAGAGAUCGAGAUGGGUGUGAAGGUGGUGUUGAUGAUAACACUAAUGGUGUUGUUCUCUCUAGGAACAGUCCCUGCUCCAUUGGCUGCUACUAGGGUCGACGUUGCUGAGCUUCUCGCUUCCAUUGACCUACCAACUGGGAGAAAGAUUGGGGACAGUAGCUGGUGCGACAACUGUGUGUGCACAAAAUCAAACCCACCUUACUGCCGUUGCACCGAUGCUUCUCUCUGCACCAAAUGCGUCUGCUACUUAUUUGUGCCUACUGCUCUCAAGUCAACUUGCGAAUCUAUUGCUUCCAAAUUCGACAGCUUCUGUCCUUCCUCCGUUGCUACAACUGCUGGGAGGACCCAAUUUAUCCUCAACUGA
Molecule: messenger RNA, 388 nt
Organism: Telopea speciosissima
Lineage: Eukaryota; Viridiplantae; Streptophyta; Magnoliopsida; Proteales; Proteaceae
Product: Bowman-Birk type proteinase inhibitor-like
Exons: 3
Coding region: 35-388 (117 amino acids)
Cellular component (GO): extracellular region
Molecular function (GO): serine-type endopeptidase inhibitor activity
Source: RefSeq, a predicted model, not a curated record